UUCAUUGCAACAAAAAUAAAAAACAAAAAAAAAACCUCUUUUUUUCUAUUUAUUUUUUCUAUCUUAUUUUUUGGUAUAUGCACCCGGUUCAUCCUUUGGGCUACAUCUGAAUCGAGACCAAGUUCAGGGUGAUUAGGUUUCAUUCUUCUCUUAAAGGUGUUGCGGAGAUUCAAACACCCGUCUUACCAAAACCAGUCCCAUCACCACUGGGCCAACUUGGUAUUUUUUCUACCUUAUUAACCAAACAAGAAACAGAAAAACAAACAAACCUUACUUCUGUAAAACUCUGACCAAUAUAUCUUCUCUCUCCUCAUCUUCCUCGUUCUUCUCAACCAAAAAAGAGGAGAGAGAAUCAUACAAAAAAGUAUACAAAAUCAGAAUCUCUGCAUGUUGUUAUACUAAUUAAUAUAAAAAAAAAAAAACUGAGUAAAUCUUUAAAGUGCAAUCCUUCUAAAAUCCUUAGUCUUACGUUUUCUCACGCCAACAGAUUUUGUUGUUCUAUAAAACCUCCCCUUUUAUCUCCUCAUUUCCACCAAACGUCCAAACACAUCUUAAGAAGAAAAAAAAAUGGCUACAAAGUAUCUGAUAGCAAUAGCUAUAUACAGAUUAAUAGUAACGGUGGGGCUAAUAACUGUUAGCCCCACUGAGUUACUCCACCUCAGUACGGAUCGUACUGAGGUGGAAUCGGCGUCCGUUGAUUUCGGACGCCUUACUCGGACGGAACCUAUAGCAGUGUUCCGUCCGAGAUCAGCUAUUGACGUUGCGGAUUUAGUUAAAUCCGCAACGUCAAUAGCAGGAUUUACUGUGUCUGCCCGUGGACAUGGACAUUCCAUUAACGGGCAGGCACAUACCUCAGAUGGGGUGGUGAUAGAGAUGGGAAGAAAAGGUAAUAAAAGCGGGCCGGGUGGGCCCGUAGUGAAUGAAAUUGAAGAGUAUGUAGAUGUAUGGGGAGGGGAAUUAUGGGUAGAUGUGUUAAAGUGUACGUUAGAGUAUGGACUCGCACCUAAAUCAUGGACUGAUUAUUUGUAUCUAACGGUGGGUGGUACGUUGUCUAAUGCUGGAAUUAGUGGACAAGCUUUUAAUCAUGGUCCUCAAAUUAGUAACGUUUUUGAGCUUGAUGUUGUUACAGGAAAUGGAGAGCUUGUGACUUGUUCUGAGAAGAAAAAUUCGGAGUUGUUUCAUGCUGUGUUGGGAGGUUUAGGCCAAUUUGGUAUUAUUACUCGUGCUAGGAUUGCCCUUGAACCUUCUCCUCAACGGGUGAGGUGGAUAAGAGUGUUGUACUCCAAUUUCACGGCGUUUACGAAUGAUCAAGAGUACUUAAUAUCGUUGCAUGACAGACCAAGUAGCCAAAAAUUUGAUUAUGUGGAAGGUUUUGUUAUAGUUGAUGAAGGGUUAAUCAAUAAUUGGAGAUCUUCAUUUUUCUCUCCAAGUAACCCUGUCAAGAUUUCCUCCUUAGGCGCCUCUAACAAUGGGGAUGUCUUAUAUUGCUUGGAGAUCACCAAGAACUACUUCGAUUCCUCCGAAUCUGUUGACGAGGAAAUUGAGGCAUUAUUGAAAAAGCUUGACUUUAUACCAGCUUCAGUAUUCACAACUGAUCUUCCUUAUAUGGAUUUCCUGGACCGGGUUCACAAGGCCGAGUUAAAGCUCCGGUCUAAGGGUUUGUGGGAGGUUCCACACCCUUGGUUAAACCUCUUUGUUCCUAAAUCAAGUAUUGCUGAAUUUGACAAAGGGGUCUUCAAGGGCAUUUUGGGAAACAAAACUAGCGGACCCAUUCUCAUUUAUCCUAUGAACAAACGCAAGUGGGAUAAUUCGACUUCAGUCGUUACACCGAACGAGGAGGUGUUUUACUUAGUAGCCUUGCUAAGAACUGCGCUUGAAAACGGUGAAGAAACGCAAACACUAGAGUAUUUAACUUCUCAGAAUCGCAAGAUUUUGAACUUCUGUAAGCAGGCAAAGAUUGGUGUUAAGCAAUACCUGCCUCACUAUACCACACAACAAGAGUGGAUUGACCAUUUUGGCGAUAAAUGGGACCGUUUUUACAAGAUGAAGAUGCAAUUCGAUCCUAAGCGUAUAUUAGCCACUGGACAACGUAUUUUCGGGCCCGUCGUUGAUGUCAAUAAUGUUGCUUUAAGAUGACUAUUACCCAAUAUUUAGUCAGAUUAGUAUUGAUCAAGUAUGACAUAGAUUGACUUGAAUAUAUAGCUUGUACAAAGAAUUAGGGAUUAAUCAAAUAGAAAUUUAACAAAGUAUUUUAGUGAAAUAUUACUAUUCUCAAAUUUUUGAUUGUGAAGUUGGGCAAGGAGGACUUGGUUACUAUGGUCAUGUCAUGUGCACCAUAUAGUAGAUUGUAGGAACUUGUAAACUUGCAGUAAAAUGAUCAAUUGAUGGAUCACCAUCAUAUUCAUUGUCUUUAUGUUUAUGAGACUAAAUUUCAGAUAGCUUUUUGAAUGUA
Messenger RNA from Beta vulgaris subsp. vulgaris (sugar beet), 2452 nucleotides. RefSeq names its product cytokinin dehydrogenase 5. Gene Ontology annotation, biological process: cytokinin metabolic process. Gene Ontology annotation, molecular function: cytokinin dehydrogenase activity; FAD binding. Lineage: Eukaryota; Viridiplantae; Streptophyta; Magnoliopsida; Caryophyllales; Amaranthaceae. Bases 568 to 2136 code for a protein of 522 amino acids. The record is from RefSeq and is a predicted model, not a curated record. The transcript is spliced from 5 exons.